AUGUUGGGCGAACAUCGGGGAGUCAGGCUAGAAGCGUCCGGGGCUUGGCAAUCGUCGAGGAGUCGGGCUGGAAGCGUCUUGUCUAUCAUCGGGGCUCGAGGGGUUGCGCGUCUUCCUAUAGAGAAUGUCGGGGGGGGAGUCGGGGAUGGUGUAGUUGGGGGAGUUAGGGCUUGGGCGUGGGCGUCUGGGGGAGGGCUGGGGAAGAGUCACGGUCGUGGGGGGAAGAAAAAGGGAAAUAAAAGUUCAUAUAUGUCGAUGAUGAUAUUUGCAGAUAAUCUCGGAUCAUAUGGUCUUAUUAUUGUUUUUUUUCAUGGAUAUGAUGUUGGGUUGUGGUUAGAAGAGAUAAAUUUGGGAAGUUAUCGUCAAAUAUUCAAAGAAAUUGGUGUAAAUAAAGAAUACUUAGAAAACAUGUCAAUGUUCACGAUAGAACAUAUACUUAGGUUUAUAAGACGAUGUCACAUGAAAUGGGGUGAUUUUAUAACCCUUUGCAAGGAACUGAGGCGAAUUAAAGUGGCUUGUUUGAAAGGAGAACAAAGGGUACGAAGGCCAUGGUGGACACCUCCUUGUUUGGCGGUUGUUUUCGUCAAGGCUGCGAAGAGUAAUCGGCAAGCCAGAGUUGUGUCGCUGAAGCUUGAACCUUAA
Messenger RNA from Impatiens glandulifera, 642 nucleotides. RefSeq lists its product as uncharacterized. The transcript has 4 exons. Lineage: Eukaryota; Viridiplantae; Streptophyta; Magnoliopsida; Ericales; Balsaminaceae. The record is from RefSeq and is a predicted model, not a curated record. Bases 1 to 642 code for a protein of 213 amino acids.